AUGAGUGCCACCAAGGCGGAGUCCCAAAAGAUCUUUGAGAAACUCAAGACCAAACCAGCAAAUAAGACUGACCCCGUGUUCGCGGAAAUUACCCAGAUAUGUUUUGACUGCGGCUCAAAGAACCCUACAUGGUCAUCCGUGCCUUUCGGAAUCUACCUGUGCCUCGACUGCUCAGCGAAUCACCGCAACCUCGGUGUUCAUAUCUCCUUUGUUCGAUCCACAAAUCUCGACCAAUGGCAAUGGGAACAAUUACGUAUUAUGAAAGUUGGCGGAAAUGAGUCCGCCACGAAAUAUUUCCAGUCUAACGGAGGGUCUGCCGCUCUCGCAAGCAAAGACGUCAAGGUCAAAUACACUUCCAACGCCGCUGUGAAGUACAAGGAAGAGUUGAAGAGACGCGCUGCUCUGGACGCACAAGAAUACCCUGAGGAGGUUGUGAUCACAGAUGUUCCCGCUGGUGCAACGUCAAAUGGUUCCAGCACACCUGCCGGUGACGACGAUGAUUUCUUCUCAUCCUGGGACAAGCCUUCCAUAAAGCGGCCGAGCAACCCCCCGUCCCGCACUGGCACUCCUCCAGUCGUCAGCCGUACAUCCUCUCCCUUCUUGAACGCAGGCGCAAACACCGCGCGGUCGAAGUCACCUCUUUCAUCUGAUAAGGAAUCUGCAACCGCCUCCCCUGCACCGACAGCGAUCAGGGCUAGCGCUGCUGCUCGGAAAACUUCUGGAACAACUACCGCGAAGAAGGGCAGUGUUCUUGGUACUAAGAAGGCACCGAAGCUUGGUGCGAAGAAGAUCGGUGGCGCGGAUCUGAUUGACUUCGAGGAGGCGGAGAGAAAGGCUAAGGAGGAAGCGGAACGUAUUGAGAAGUUGGGCUACGACCCCGAAGCUGAAGAGGCAGAGGCCGCCAAGACGAAGACUUCUGGCACAGGUGCUACUGCUAUCGCUUCACCGACCCCGCUCAGCCCUAACAAGGUCGGUUUUGGUGCCACUAAGACUACUCACGAGCGGAACUCGAGCGAUGUGGAGCGUCUAGGAAUGGGUAUCGGAAGGCUUGGCUUCGGCCAAACCGUUGGCUCGAAGCCUACUGCUCCCGCGCCGAAGAAACUCGGCUUUGGAGCCGUUGGUGCUGCGCGGUCCGCUGAAGAUGAGGAAGAACUUCAGCGGACAAAGAACAAGUUUGGUGCUCAAAAGGGUAUAUCAUCGGACGAGUUCUUCGGUCGCGAUAGAUUCGACCCAGUAGCGCAGUCAGAGGCCAAGGAGCGUCUCCGCCAAUUCGACGGUGCUCAGGCUAUUUCUAGCAACUCGUACUUUGGCCGACCUGAAGAUGACUAUCCCCCAGUAGAUGACACCUACGGCGAUCUCGAGGCUGCAGCCAAAGAUUUUGUCCGACGAUUCGGUAUCACUGCAGGGGACGACCUGGAGAACUUGACGCAGCUCGUGGGUGAUGGUGCGAGCAAGCUGCAGGGUGCUAUACGUAGCUAUCUCAACAGCUAAACGAGUGCAAGAGUUCCUAUUUCACAAUGAUAUCCUCAGCUUACGAACACGUUAGUUAGCCAGCCUGUUUCUUUUCGCGAUGUCGUUAUUUGACCCUUCACUCAAUAUUUAGUUUGUU
Messenger RNA from Aspergillus nidulans FGSC A4, 1609 nucleotides. Its product is annotated as ADP-ribosylation factor GTPase-activating protein. Gene Ontology annotation, molecular function: GTPase activator activity. The record is from RefSeq and is a predicted model, not a curated record. The transcript has 6 exons. NCBI's taxonomy places the organism in Eukaryota, Fungi, Ascomycota, Eurotiomycetes, Eurotiales, Aspergillaceae. Gene Ontology annotation, cellular component: Golgi membrane. The coding region runs from base 1 to 1491 and encodes 496 amino acids.